Lotus japonicus is the source of this 519-nucleotide messenger RNA. RefSeq lists its product as uncharacterized. The coding region runs from base 1 to 519 and encodes 172 amino acids. Gene Ontology annotation, biological process: telomere maintenance; DNA repair. Gene Ontology annotation, molecular function: DNA helicase activity. Lineage: Eukaryota; Viridiplantae; Streptophyta; Magnoliopsida; Fabales; Fabaceae. The record is from RefSeq and is a predicted model, not a curated record. The transcript has a single exon.
AUGAAGACCCAAACAACUUUUGGCCAUGAUAAACCUUUUGGAGGAAAAGUUGUGGUCUUGGGGGGCAAUUUCAGACAAAUUCUUCCAGUGAUUUUGAAAGGAAAUAGAUCUGACAUCGUUGCUUCUGCUAUGAAUUCAUCUUACCUAUGGAAGUAUUGCAAAGUAAUGAAGUUAACUACCAACAUGAGAUUACAACAUGCUGCUUCCUCUUCUUCGGCUAAGGAAAUCAAAGAAUUUACAUAUUGGAUUCUUCAAGUAGGGGAUGGAACAGUGAAGACAAUCGAUGAUGAUGAUUCAAUUUUUGAGAUUCCAUCUGAUUUGUUGGUAAAGGAGUGUGAAAAUCCUUUACUUGAAUUAGUAAAUUUUGCAUAUCCCAAUAUUGCUGCUAAUUUGGAAAACCAAUAUUUUGAACAAAGAGCACUUCUUGCACCUACUCUAGAAAGUGUUGAAGAGGUCAACAACUUAAUGCUAUCCUCCUGGAGAGGAGACCGAAUAUUUGAGUUACGAUACUCCAUGUAG